Molecule: messenger RNA, 315 nt
Organism: Mesocricetus auratus (golden hamster)
Lineage: Eukaryota; Metazoa; Chordata; Mammalia; Rodentia; Cricetidae
Product: cytochrome c, somatic-like
Exons: 2
Coding region: 1-315 (104 amino acids)
Biological process (GO): mitochondrial electron transport, cytochrome c to oxygen; mitochondrial electron transport, ubiquinol to cytochrome c
Cellular component (GO): mitochondrial intermembrane space
Molecular function (GO): electron transfer activity; heme binding
Source: RefSeq, a predicted model, not a curated record
AUGGGCGAUGUUGAGAAAGGCAAGAAGAUUUUUGUUCAGAAGUGUGCCCAGUGCCACACCGUGGGAAAGGGAGGCGAGCACAAGACUGGACCAAAUCCCCACGGUCUGUUUGGGAGGAAGGCAGGCCAGGCUGCUGGAUUCUCGUACACAGAUGCCAACAAGAACAAAGGCAUCACCUGGGGAGAGGAUACCCUGAUGGAGUAUUUGGAGAAUCCCAAAAAAUACUUCCCUGGAACAACAAUGAUCUUCGCUGGAAUUAAGAAGGAAGAGAGGACAGGCCUAAUAGCUUAUCUUAAAAAAGCUACUCAUGAGUAA